Saprolegnia parasitica CBS 223.65 is the source of this 1218-nucleotide messenger RNA. RefSeq lists its product as hypothetical. The coding region runs from base 1 to 942 and encodes 313 amino acids. NCBI's taxonomy places the organism in Eukaryota, Oomycota, Saprolegniomycetes, Saprolegniales, Saprolegniaceae. The record is from RefSeq and is a predicted model, not a curated record. The transcript has 3 exons. Gene Ontology annotation, molecular function: metal ion binding.
AUGAGCGCCCAGCUGCUCAAGUCGUUUGUGCUCACGCACGACGAGGAGGUCGCGUUCGGCGCCCGCGCCCGGCACCUCCUCCAUACCGCGUUGGCCGCCGCGCCAAAGGCGACGCCGACCCUCGACAAGAUGGGCCUGCGUGUCUACAAGGACGACAUCAAGAAAGAGUACAUCUGCACGGGGCUCGUCCACGCGAGCCUUCGCGACGUGGCGUAUGCGCUCUACACGGACUGCACGCGUGACGCCAAGACCGUCGCCGCGCUCCUGCUCGGCAAGGCAUACCAAGACGCCGCCGUCCUGCGCGCGCUACUGACGCGCACGGACGCGGACCCGUUUCAAUUUUUUGGCGCCAAACUCGUGUCCAUCAACAAGACAGGAAUUUUCGGCAAGCCCAAGGAGCUCGUGUACCUUGAGUACUCUGGCACGUACGUACCGCCGGGAAGCGGCUCGUCGCCCGUGCUCUACCAGAUUCUCGAGUGGGUCGAUAUGACGCACUACCUCUCGCCGGCCAACGUGUGGCAUCGCGCGAUUCGCCCCGCGUGCUCGAUGGUCCACCUCUUUCGCCCCGUGGCUGGCGACGCCCGUGUCGUGUCGCUCCUGUCGCAAACGACGUAUGCGCGCGAGGUGCCCGUUUACCUCCGCAACCUCAACACAACCGCUUCGUACUGUGACCACGUGCAGCAGCUCUCGACACUGCCGGCGUCGAGGCGGCUCUUGGACGGCAACUGCCUCGUUCAGCACUGGGUGCCCGAGGCCAAGGCAUGCAGCGUCUGCGCGCUCUCGUUCAAGGCGCUGCGACCAAAGUACAAUUGCCGGUCGUGCGGCGACGUCAUGUGCUCCAACUGCACGCACCACCUGCAGGCACCGACAACCGUCAACAACGCGCCAGCGCGAGGGCCCGCCCCCGUCGGUGGCGCAAGUACCGGCGCCGCGGCCACUUGAGCGUGUUCCGACGUUUCUCUACACGGCCACUGACGACAAUGACAAGGAGGUGACGAUGACGAGUUGUCAAGACCUCCUGUCGCAACGGCCAGCGAACGACCAACUGCAGGAGACGUUUGCGCACAUUGAGAAGAAGCUCGCGGAACAGAGCUCUCUCUUGUCGUCGAUGCGCGACGUGAUGGAGCGAAGGCGGCAGUCGCUCGUGUCGUCGUCCGUGUCCGGCACCGAGUACGACUCGUGUGCAAGCUUUGAUCCUGACAGUCUCCUCUCACUCGG